Molecule: messenger RNA, 1350 nt
Organism: Uncinocarpus reesii 1704
Lineage: Eukaryota; Fungi; Ascomycota; Eurotiomycetes; Onygenales; Onygenaceae
Exons: 4
Coding region: 1-1350 (449 amino acids)
Cellular component (GO): Swr1 complex
Molecular function (GO): nucleosome binding
Source: RefSeq, a predicted model, not a curated record
AUGGCACCCGCCAAAGCUCCUCGCGGCGCGAAGCCUGCACCGGCAGCUCCUCAAUCUCUGCCCGCCAAAACCUUCAUCAUCGACAAUGGCGCGUACACCAUGAAAGCGGGUUACGCCUCUACAAGCUCCGAAGACACUCCCUCCGACCCAUUGGCACCAUGCUCAAUAAUUCCGAAUGCGCUGGUCAAAGCCCGCGAUAAAAGAGUCUACGUCGGCGCGCAGCUCAACACGCACAUCACGGACUGGAACGAGGCGAAUUUCCGCCGGCCGGUGGAGAAAGGGUACAUAGUGAGCUGGGAGGCGCAGAGGGAGAUAUGGGAGCAUAGCUUUUUCGACGAAAAGGUUCCGCGGAGGCCGGAGGUGAGGUGUGCGGAGCCGGGAGAUACAACGUUGAUCUUGACAGAGGCGCCGAAUGCGAUGGCUGCGUUACAGAAGAAUGCAGAUGAGAUUAUCAUGGAGGAGUGGGGGUUUGGCGGGUAUCUACGGUGCAUUGUCGCGAAGGAUGGUGGGCCCAGUGCGUCUCCGGUUGAGUGUCUACUGGUGGUUGAUUCGGGCUAUUCUCAUACAACGAUUACGCCGGUCUAUCGAGGACGACCUCUCCAGCGCGCAAUACGACGGCUAGAAAUCGGGGGGAAAUUUCUGACCAAUUAUCUCAAGGAACUCAUUUCCAUCCGUCGAUACAAUGUGCUAGAUGAGACGUACGUGAUGAACGGGGUCAAGGAGGCAGUGUCCUACGUGAGCAAUGACUUUGAAGGGGAUCUCGAGCGGGUCAAACAAGGCAACAAAACCGGUGGGAGGGAUGGCGCCGUGGACGGUAUCGUGGUAGACUAUGUUCUUCCGGAUCCAAAUGCUGGCACGAAGGGAUUCAUGCGGCCACAUGACCCGCUCCUCGCGGCGAAGAAACGAAAGGACCUUCUCUCGGGUCCUCGGCCUUCUGUUAGUGAGGAGCUGCUUGUCCUGGGGAAUGAACGCUUCGCGGUGCCUGAGGUCUUGUUCCGCCCUGAUGAUGUCGGCAUGAAGCAGCCGGGAAUCCCCGAAGCUAUCAUGCAGAGCCUCUCCACACUGCCUACGGGCCUACACCCAGCCUUUCUCGCCAACGUGCUCGUGGUCGGGGGCAACGCCUUAAUUCCUGGGCUGGUUGAGAGGCUGGAGUCUGAGCUUCGACAACUCGCGUCGGUCGAGUGCGUUGUUCGAGUCAGAAGGGCACCCGACCCCGUCCGAUCAACGUGGCUUGGAGCCUCCCGCCUUGCCGCUAACCGAGAUGCGCUGCAGGAGAUUGCAAUCACCCGGCAACAGUACCAGGAAUAUGGAUCUGCCUGGGUGGGAAAAAGGUUUUCCGGGGUGGUUUAA